AAGUAGAUAGAUUUGUGUGUAAGUUGGUUUAGAGAUAUUAAGUUCAACCGUCAGAAUUGUUAUCAUCAACCAAUUACCCUCUGCACAUGAUUCUGAUGUAAUUUGGACAAGUAAUAUUUAUAUAUUUCGAUAAUCAUUGAUUAAUAGUCUUCAUUUUUUAGGUUUUUUUUCGAAUGAGUUCUGUGAUCAAUAUUAUUCUCGUGGAGACUAAUAUUUAAAAUUAUGGAUGGAAACCCUAGUACUCUUUCCAUCCUAUCAGAUAAGUAUGUUUUCUUAAAUCCAAAUGAAGAUCAAUUCUUAUGUAUAAAAAAUUAUUUGGAUAUAGAAUUAGAUAAUGGACAAGGUGAAUGCUUUAUAGAAUUAGGUAUUGGAGACGGACAAUGCCCUGGACUUACUCCACAAGAAAUGACUCAGUCUGUAUGUACAGCUGAACGUCUUGCCGACUCCUUAUCAUCACAUUUAAUUCAUUUAAGAGAUCGCUGGAUAACAGCUGGAUCACAAUCUUCAACAACGACGACAACACAAUCAGGUUCAGGUGUGGACACAACAACAAGACCAUCCAGUGCUGAAAAUAGUCACGGCAGUCCACAUCGGCAUACUUUAAGUAGUUCGUCUGGAGAAGGCAAAACAAAAGGAAAUUCAGUAAACAUAGAUGAUGGGAGUCAAUCAAAACAAAGCAGUUAUUCGACUGAUGAUAAUAAGAAACUGUCUAGUCAAAAUAUGUCAGAAACAAAUGCAACUGAUACUACUAGUACUAUUAGUAGUAGUAGUAGCAAUAGUAGUUCGGCGACAACGGGUUGUUUAGUUAAAGAAUAUCUUCUUCGACGGAAAACUGCUACAGAUGAUUUUGUAGAUGUUCGUGUGGCAGUUGUAGGAAAUGUGGAUGCAGGCAAAUCUACUUUACUUGGUGUAUUAACUCAUGGUGAAUUGGACAAUGGUCGUGGUUUAGCUCGUUUACGUUUAUUACGUCAUAAACAUGAAGCGGAAUCUGGACGUACUAGUUCAGUGGCACAUGAUAUAUUAGGUUUUAGUUCACUUGGUCAAGUAGUCAAUAAACCUGUACAUGGUCAUUUGAAUUGGUCUGAAAUUUGUGAAGCUUCAGCCAAAGUAAUCACAUUCAUUGAUUUAGCUGGUCAUGAACGUUAUUUAAAAACAACUAUAUUUGGUAUGACUGGUCAUGCACCAGAUUAUGUUAUGUUUAUGGUUGGUGCUAAUGCUGGUGUUAUCGGUAUGGCUAAAGAACAUUUAGGCCUGGCAUUAGCUUUAUGUGUGCCGGUAUUUGUUGUAGUUACAAAAAUUGAUAUGUGCCCACCAAAUGUACUACAUGAAACAAUGAAUUUGUUAUUUCGUAUAUUAAAAUCACCUGGUUGUCGAAAAAUUCCAGCAUUGAUAUCAUCAACAGAUGAUGUUAUUUGUUGUGCAACAAAUUUCACCUCCGAACGUAUGUGUCCAAUAUUUUCAAUUUCCAAUGUAAAUGGUACAAAUUUAGAUUUAUUAAAAUUAUUUCUUAAUUUAUUACCAUCAAGAUCAGAGCCACGAUUAAAUGAAUUAGCCCAUUUUCAAAUUGAUGAAAUAUUCUCUGUACAAGGUGUUGGUACAGUUAUCUCUGGUACAUGUUUAUCUGGUAUUAUUAAAUUAAAUGAUAUUUUAUUACUUGGUCCUGAUUUAUCAGGACAAUUUAAUCCAAUUUCAAUUAAAAGUAUACAACGUAAACGUUUAUCUGUGAAUUAUGUACGUGGUGGACAAACUGCAUCAUUUGCAUUAAAAAAACUACGACGUAAUCAAGUUCGUAAAGGUAUGGUAUUGUUAGCACCAGAAUUAAAACCAAAAGCAUGUAUUGAAUUUAUUGCUGAAGUAUUAAUUUUACAUCAUCCUACAACUAUAUCAGUUGGUUAUCAAGCUAUGGUUCAUGCUGGUCCUGUACGUCAAACUGCAACAAUAUUAAAAUUAAAUUCACAUGAACGUUUAAGAACUGGUGAUAAAGAUAUGGUUGUAUUUCGUUUUAUAAAAUCUCCUGAAUAUUUAUAUACUGGUCUACGUUUAAUAUUUCGUGAAGGUAAAACAAAAGCUGUUGGUACUGUUAAGGAACUAGUUCCGUAUUCUGCUUCAAUUCAACAAAAUCCACGUGCUAAACUAUUUAAAAGAUAUGUUACUAGUAAGACAAACCAACCAAUAAAUAAUACUGGAACGGAUGAGAUAAAGACGUCAAGUAAUACAUCAUCACUCCCUAAAUCAGCCGACUAUACCAGUACUACUACUAAUACUAAUACUAAUACUACUAGUCAACCAGAUACUACUGAAUUGCCUAAUAUUCCUGUUUCUGAUUUAUUAACUAGUAAUAAUCUUAAUGCAUCGGUUAAUUCACGACAACGUAAAUAUCAUCAUCAUCAUCGUACACGUAAAGAUAUUACUGAAUAAAUGAGACAAUAAUUUAACUCGAACCUCUGUCACUGUGUCCAAAUUGAAACGAAUAUUAUCAUCGACAAGUUUAAUAUUCAUUUCUUAAAUGAAAAUACAUUUUGUUUGGUUCUGUGUGUGUGUGUGUUUUAAAACAAUCAUUUUGUUUUUCACUUUUUUCUAUUAUUUUCAUUGUUAAGGAAUCUAUACAUAGAAAGUAUCUUAUUCUUAUUCCCUAACAAUUAUAUUACCACUACCAUAUCCCACUCCCUCUUUUUGUCUUUUUCUAACUUAACUACUUAAAUAUGAAAAGAGUAGUUAGUUUAUCUAUGAUAAUCUUUUGAAAUACAUUACAGUAUCAUGUCGAAUCUUUGUUACAUUGACCAAAUAUUUGUUUAAGUUGGUUCCUAUUCAAUACUUUGUAGGUUUACACUUUUCCUUAUUGUUUUCUUUUUUCACUUUCUUCUAAUGCCCAUCGAGAAACAUAUGUUUUGUCACGUGAUAAGUACUAUUUUUUUUAUACCGUACUGUCUUUGCAGAGAAAAAUUACUAUUCGUUAUCCAUAUUGAUCUAAUGUGAUCCUCAAUCACUGUGUGUUUAUUUUUAUGAUUUUUUCACACACACACACACACACCCCAUGUCACUUUUAAACUUUGUCUCUUUUUUUUUUCUUGAAAAGGAAUAAGGGAUUAUAUUGUUGUAUUUCCAGCUUUUAUAGUUUCUGUGUACAUAUGUAAAGAAUUGAAAAGUUCUUGCAUAAAUAUAUUUAAUGCAAAUCAUAUGUAUUCAUUAUUUAGUUCCAUUCAAAUUAAACUUUGUUCAUAGUUUGAUAGAAGUCACUUGACAAUGUUCUUCAUAUUGUAUUUGUGACUUAUCAGCAAUGCAUACUCAUCAUUUUAUACAAGACUAAAGACAGUAUCUUCAAAUCAGGUGGUAACCACUUUAUUAUAUCAUCAAGUCACUGACACAUUAUCCAUUCGUUCAGAAUAUUAGUUUGUAAUAGAAGGUAGUUUCUAUCCGAUUUCACUGGGUAUAUGUCUGGUUCUUUGACAUAGUCAAACUAGAUCAGUUAUAUAUAACGACCUCUCACUAGAAUGUCAGGAGUUUAUCAUAAAGUUAUUGAAUAGUUAGUGCACAAUUAUGACUGAUUAUUUAAGUGUGUGUGUGUGUGUUCGUGAAGUUUGUUCAUUGAUCCCAAUUCAUAAUGUCUACUAACUUUUCCAUUUUAUUUUAUUUUUUCUUAUAAAUCCUACUCAAUAUAAUAAGUUCGCUUGAAAGAAGAAACUUAAAUGCACUAAAAUAAUUCAUUAUUAUUAUUGUUUGGUCGAAGAGAUUUUAUGAUUUUGUACGUUGUAUUUGUCAUAGAUUGAUCUCAAUUAAGGUAAGAUUGGUAGAUAACCAGGGAACACUAGUCAUAUGUUUCGUUCUCCAGUAUGACACCUCUCAACAGUGUUUACCUAUAGCCUUUUAAUCAAUACGCUAGAAAAAAAAAAAAAAGAUAUACGAUCGUGACUGGAUUUUAUUAUUGUUUUCAACUAAGAGUAUGUUAGGAUUUGAAAAGAGAGAGCUAUCACGGGUUCACGUAGUUUGCGAACGAGAUCGAG
Molecule: messenger RNA, 4001 nt
Organism: Schistosoma spindalis
Lineage: Eukaryota; Metazoa; Platyhelminthes; Trematoda; Strigeidida; Schistosomatidae
Source: the annotation of a GenBank genome assembly